AUGAAGGCUAAACGGAACAUGACGCCUGAUAUGAAAAGGGAAAAAAGCUUAAGAUUUACACCAAUUUUCCAUAAGCAUUUCAAUGAGAGGUCUGAAAGUGUAAAAGAAGUAAAGCAAAGAAGCACUGUCUAUGAGAGAUUUGCAAAUAGGUCACCUUCACCAACUGGAGGGUCAGAAGAAAUUUUACAUUUAAAAGCAGAAAGAUUAGAAGCAUUCAGAGAUUUGUUUUCUUAUGAAGAAAUUUAUGAUCAUAAGUUUUCAAUGAGAGCAAGGAUUAAAAAAACAUUAGACCAGUAUAGAGAAAUUUCGAAAAGAAUGAAAGAAAUCAGUAGCCAAAUUGAAGAGGAGAAAGAGUUGCUGGGGUUGAUUGAAAAUGAGCUUAGUAUCCCUUUAGAAAGCUUUCAAGUUGAGCCAAAAAAAUUUAAUGAAAUACAAAGAGAUUUGAAUGAAGAAAAUAAGCGAAAUUCAGAGGAUUCAAUGAGAGAAGGCAAAAAAAUAUGGGAUCUUGAAGAUUUGAAUGAGGAUUAUUAA
Blepharisma stoltei is the source of this 531-nucleotide messenger RNA. The record is from the annotation of a GenBank genome assembly. Lineage: Eukaryota; Ciliophora; Heterotrichea; Heterotrichida; Blepharismidae.